UAUAUCACAAUUUGGUACUAUAUUAUGAUUUCAAUUGGUGAUUGUAACCUUACAACAACCACAGAUGAAAUAAAAAAAUAAAAAAUGAUGCAAAAUAUGAUUAUAUAUAGCGAUUUCUUGGAAGAGGAGAGUCAAUCUUCCAUGCUAUAUGUAUAAAUAUUGUCUUGAUUCCGAGAAGAGAGCAUUAAAGAUUGUCUGAUCUCCGACAGCGAUAACAGGAUGUUGUCUGAUCAUAUUAUUGAUGUUGAAAAUUUAUCAAUUUCCAUUGGCAAGGAUCUGGAAGCUUUACAUCCAUUAUCAGAUGAAUGUUGCAUUUAUAAAGUGCCUAAGAUACUGUAUCGAUUAAACGAAGUGGCCUACACACCUCAAGUGGUCUCCAUCGGUCCAUUUCACCAUGGCAAACCAGAGCUACAGUUAAUGGAGGAACAUAAAAGAAGAUAUACGAAAGAGUUCCUUCAACUCAGCACUAGUCAUGUUAGUGUGAAGGAAUAUGUUGAAUUCAUAAAGAAGAGGGAAAAAAGGUUACGCAAUUCCUAUGCCGAAACCAUUCAACUUAAUCCUCAAGACUUUGUGAAGAUGAUUUUAACAGAUGCUGCUUUUCUAAUUAUGGUGCUCUUGAAAUUUAGUUGCCCAGAGCUCCAAAGUAGCAACGAUCGUAUAUACUCGAGACCAUGGAUGUCACGCGAUGUUCGGUAUGAUAUACUGUUGCUUGAAAAUCAACUUCCCUUCUUUAUUCUUGAGGACUUGUAUGAUGUAUCUGGUAUACCUAAUAAGCUUCAAAAACCUGGACUUUCCAUGAUCAAGCUUGUUCACUCCUUCUUCAAAAUUAAAUGGGGUUAUUGGGUGUUAGAUGAUGUGUUGGAGAAACAGAACUUUUUAGAAACAAAGCAUCUACUCGAUUUUCUGAGGAUCUGUCAGCAACCAUUAAAUUUGCAAGCUGGAAAUAAAAUAAAAUCAGAUGUCACAUGGUAUGCACCUAGUGUUACAGAGCUUUACCGAGCAGGAGUCAAAUUUGAGUUGGCGUCAAGCAAAAACCUUCUUGACAUUGAGUUCAGAGAUGGCAUUUUGAAACUUCCAGUGUUGAAAAUGACAAAUAGGUCUGAAAUUUUAUUGAGGAACCUACAGGCAUUUGAGCAAUGCCAUUGCAAAGACAAAUAUUUAAAUGACUAUAUUGCAUUGAUCAGUACUCUGGUUGAGACAGCUGAAGAUGUGAAAAUAAUGGCUGAAAAUGGAAUUAUACAAAAUCGGCUACGGAAUAAUGAUAGUCUGUCAACUCUUUUUAACUAUCUUGCCAAAGGAAAUUUUGUGUCCAGAAAGAGCUUCUACUUCUCCAAUAUAGUUGAAGCUCUUAAUCUGUAUUGCAAAAACCCUUGGCACAAGUGGAAGGCAACCCUCAAACAGGAUUAUUUCAAUAAUCCAUGGGCAGGGAUUUCUGUUCUUGCAGCUUUUAUUCUUCUCAUGCUUACUGUCGUACAAACUGUGUGUUCCCUACUGCAAAUUUAGAUUCUACUCUACUGUAAAAUGUAAAUCUUUUUCUGAAAUUGUCCCAUGUGAAAUGCAUCGCAAUAGAGAAGUAUUACUACAGGAUCCUUAUUGAAGAAUUGAAUGCGUACUGCAAAAUCCCUGGCCGUAAUCUGUGUCUUCGCAGCAUGUGUUCUUCUCAUCCUCACUAUGAUCCAGACUGUAAGAUCUAUCUUUCAAUUGUAAACUCUAGAUAUAUCAUUUCAUGGUUUCUUGAUUUAGUCUAUAA
Jatropha curcas is the source of this 1750-nucleotide messenger RNA. RefSeq names its product UPF0481 protein At3g47200. The record is from RefSeq and is a predicted model, not a curated record. NCBI's taxonomy places the organism in Eukaryota, Viridiplantae, Streptophyta, Magnoliopsida, Malpighiales, Euphorbiaceae.